Messenger RNA from Venustampulla echinocandica, 735 nucleotides. RefSeq lists its product as uncharacterized. NCBI's taxonomy places the organism in Eukaryota, Fungi, Ascomycota, Leotiomycetes, Helotiales, Pleuroascaceae. Gene Ontology annotation, biological process: spliceosomal complex assembly. The record is from RefSeq and is a predicted model, not a curated record. The transcript has a single exon. Bases 1 to 735 code for a protein of 244 amino acids. Gene Ontology annotation, molecular function: zinc ion binding; nucleic acid binding. Gene Ontology annotation, cellular component: U2-type prespliceosome; catalytic step 2 spliceosome; nucleus.
AUGGAUUAUCAGAACCGCGCAGGUUCCAAGUUCGGUGGCGGAGGCGUCGCAUCAACCUCAGCAACAAACGCAGACCGACGAGAACGCCUGCGCAAACUCGCCCUCGAAACCAUCGAUUUGGACAAAGACCCGUACUUCUUCAAGAACCACGUCGGUUCCUUCGAAUGUCGCCUCUGUCUGACAGUCCACCAGAACGAUGGCUCCUACCUCGCUCACACCCAAGGGCGAAAGCAUCAAACGAACCUGGCGCGACGCGCUGCUCGAGAGCAGAAGGAAGGAAGAGCAGGAACUGAUCCUGUGACCGGGUUGCCUAUUGGCAUGGUCGGCGCGCAAGUCAGCGUUAGGAAGAAUGUCGUAAAGAUUGGACGCCCGGGCUACAAGAUUACGAAGAUUAGGGAUCCCGUCACAAGACAACAGGGCUUGCUAUUUCAACUGCAGUAUCCCGAGAUAUCGCCAGACGUUCAGCCAAAGGUCCGAUUCAUGAGUGCGUAUGAGCAAAAGGUGGAUGACCCUCCCGACAAGAACUUCCAGUAUAUGCUGGUGGCGGCGGAGCCGUACGAGACCUGCGGAUUCAAAUUACAGGCAAGGGAGGUAGACCGUACCAACGAUAGGUUCUGGACAUGGUGGGAUGAGGAUUUGAAUGAGUUCUGGGUACAGGUUAUGUUCAAGACGGAGAGAGAAGAGAGAUAUAGCGGCGUUCCAGGUCUGGCGCCUGCGGGUCUUCCCAGGCGAUAG